Portunus trituberculatus (swimming crab) is the source of this 5231-nucleotide messenger RNA. It is a transcript of the gene rdx, whose product is annotated as speckle-type POZ protein B-like. Bases 1145 to 2986 code for a protein of 613 amino acids. The transcript has 12 exons. The record is from RefSeq and is a predicted model, not a curated record. Gene Ontology annotation, cellular component: nucleus; cytoplasm. Lineage: Eukaryota; Metazoa; Arthropoda; Malacostraca; Decapoda; Portunidae. Gene Ontology annotation, molecular function: ubiquitin protein ligase binding. Gene Ontology annotation, biological process: regulation of proteolysis; proteasome-mediated ubiquitin-dependent protein catabolic process.
GUCCCGUUGGAAAGAAGUGAUAAGAUUUCCCACCAAAAAUGUCUCUCGCUGUGGGUGGUGUGUCUGUUAUUUCCCUCGAUUUGGUGCGUUUCUGGUGAUUUCCCGCCCGAGAUCUAACACGUAGCUGCCGGAGUAGGAUCUUUUGGCCCCGUGUAGGCCUCACAGGGACGCCCGCCGCCAGACCCGAGCCCAGAGACCCAAUCCAAGCCCCGACGUGGGACUUUUCAAUAAGCCAAUAGCAGUAGCCCGAAGAGAGUGGUUGGAGGUGGAUGUGUGCUGCUCCGUGUCAACUCCCGCCCCGCCAUCUCGUGUGGAUAUCCUUGGAGCUCGUCACCCGCACCGCCCCUCACGGAUACCCACACGCCCGCAUGUGACGACCUGGGCUCACUCAUUAUCGGGCAGACACUCACCCGCUCUCACUCACUAACUCACCUCAAGAAAAUUAGUGUGUUGGCGUGCGUGUUGGAGGGAGUGUGUUGGUGGUGCGUGUGUCUGUUUGUGAGCCUUCAGCGUGUUUUCUGACUUGCACUACUACUACUACUACUAUUGUUACUAUUUCUACUGCUGCUGUUGCUAAUAUACUACUACUACUAUUACUACUACUGUGAAGACGGAGUAGUAACGGCGUGUGUUUGAACGGAGAAAGAAAAAAAAAUUGAGAUAAAUGAAAUGAAGUAAUGAAUUAACAAGGAAGAGAAAAAUACAUGUAAAGAAAAUUGAGGAUUCCCAAAGAAACGUGAAUUCCAAGAGAUAAGAAUAUACACACACUCACUCGUACACAGGAAACAGACACCCACACCUAUACACACACACAGUCACACACACACACACAAGUUUGUUCCUGCUUCUGCUAGGCUGCUGCUGUUAGUCCUUGUGUGGUGUGUAGUGGUGAAACCUUGAAACAACUCCCCACCCACCACACACACACGAGGCAGCGAAGUGGAUGAGAAAUGCAAGCGAGGAGCGAGUUACCUUAGUAAAUCCACUACCACAACCACCACCACGCCUACCACCACAGCCUCUACUCUAACCACGACCACUACCUCCCGCCACCAUCACAGCCAUAACCACCACCGCUAUCACCGCAGCAGGCCGAGGGGAGCAGUAGCCGUGCCCUCAGCGGAGUGUGCGUGUGCGUGCGUGCAUGAGUGGGUCUGCGGUAGUGGUGGACGAGGUGUGUGGAGGAGGUGGAGGUGGAGGAGGCGGCGGCACCUUACUCCCCUGCACUAUAGUGGAGUCCAACUUGAGACGCUUGCUCGGGCGGAACCUCGCAGGGUCAGGCGCCGCCGCCGCCCCGCCGCCGCCCGCCCGUGACCUGCCUUCAGUCAAGACGGCAGACGCACGCAAGGUGUGCCGCGUGUGGGCUGGGCCGGGCGCCGCCGUGUGCUGGGUGGGAGCCGCCGCCACAGUGGAGGCUCGCGGGGCCGCGUCCGGGGCCCUGCCGCCUCAAGCCCCUGCCAACCCCGCCCCUGCCCCGGCCCCCGCUCCAGCUCCUCCCCAGGCUCCCCCCCCACCGCCUCCCCCCCCUCAGCAGCCACCACCACAACAGCCGGGCCACGCGGCGGGCGCCCUCCCUGCCGCCGCCCCCCCUAACCCCCCGCAUCUGGCCCCUCAACACCCGCAAGCGGCGGCGGCGGCAGCCGUAGCGGCGACGCCCCAGAGACACCAAGGCCCGCCGCCCCUGGCCGCUGCAGCGGCGGCGGCGGCGGCACACGUGGCGGGGGCGGCCCACCCCGCGGAGGUGCUCAUCCCGCCUGCCCACCACCCCGCCAUGGUUGGCCACGCCCACUCAGUUUUGGGCGGGGGCGGCGGCGGCGGCGGAGGCGGUGGCGGCCACGUCAGCUCGGGUGCCUCCAGCAUGUCUGUGUCGCGCGUGCCCUCCCCGCUGCCCGCCGAGAACAACAUGCCCGUGGCGGAGAACUGGUGCUACACACAGGUGAAGGUGAUAAAGUUCAGCUACAUGUGGUCCAUCAACAACUUCAGUUUCUGCCGCGAGGAGAUGGGCGAGGUGCUCAAGUCAUCCACCUUCUCCGCCGGGGCCAACGACAAGCUGAAGUGGUGUCUGCGAGUGAACCCCAAGGGGCUGGAUGAGGAGAGCAAGGACUACCUCUCGCUGUACCUGCUGCUCGUGUCCUCCAAUAAGUCUGAGGUGCGGGCCAAGUUCAAGUUUUCCAUCCUCAACGCCAAGAGAGAGGAAACCAAAGCCAUGGAGAGUCAGCGCGCCUACAGGUUCGUGCAGGGCAAGGACUGGGGCUUCAAGAAGUUCAUCCGCAGAGACUUCUUGUUGGAUGAGGCUAAUGGACUGCUGCCGGAUGACAAGCUGACCCUCUACUGUGAGGUGUCGGUGGUGGCAGACAGUGUCAACAUCUCCGGGCAGAGCAAUGCCAUUCACUUCAAGGUUCCUGACUGCCGCCUCUCUGAUGAGUUGGGCAGCCUCUUUGAGUCCCAGCGAUUCUCAGAUGUGACUCUGUCUGUGGCCGGCCGAGAGUUCCAGGCUCACAAAGCUAUCCUGGCAGCCCGGUCCCCUGUGUUUGCUGCCAUGUUCGCCCAUGAGAUGGAGGAGCGGAAGCACAACCGAGUGGAGAUCCAGGACGUGGAACAUGAAGUGUUGAGGGAAAUGCUCCGCUUCAUCUACACUGGCAAGGCGACCAACCUAGAGAAGAUGGCAGAUGAUUUACUAGCAGCAGCCGACAAGUAUGCCCUGGAGAGACUCAAGGUGAUGUGUGAGGAGGCCCUUUGUGUCAACCUCAGCACCGAGAACGCGGCUGACGUGCUCAUCCUGGCUGACCUGCACUCCGCCGACCAACUCAAGGCUCAGGCCAUUGAAUUCAUAAACACACACGCCACAGAUGUCAUGGAAACGCAGGGCUGGAAAUCCAUGAUCCAGUCCCACCCGCACCUCAUCGCCGAGGCCUUCCGAGCCCUGGCCACCCAGCAGAUCCCGCCCAUCGGCCCGCCCCGCAAGAGGAUAAAGGCCAGUCCCUGAACCUGGCCACAGACCCCACCCACAGACUGCCUCAGGCCUGCCCUGCCUGCCCCCAUGCCCCCCCACAGCACCCUCGCCCCACCCAGUGCCCUACUGUGGGUUGGGGGGUAUCUGGGGGGGGAGGGCGAGGGCGGGCCACCCUUCCCACCAGUCAAGAGUACAAUCCAGGGAGGCGCUCCCACCCACUCAGGAUGGCCGGACCGACCUCUCGGCCCACCGCGGCCCCACGGACCAAGAGACGAGGCCAACGCUUGAUCUCAGUGCAGACACAAGUGCACACACACACACACACACACACACACACACACACACACACACACACACACACACACACACACACACUUUGUAGCACUUCAUCAUGUACACAUACAGUCACUUGUUCACACACACACACACACACACACACACACACACACACACACACACACACACACACACACACACACACACACACACACACAACUUUCACCCGAGCUGCAUACGGCUUGCAGCGUGACCCUUGAGGACUCUGCUCCCCCUCCUCACCACACCCAGUACACCCACAACCCCUGGAGGCCUCACCCCCCAAACCCCCGAGGCCGCCCCACCCCUGCCCCGCCAGGACUCCCGGGGCACAUUGGGCAAGGAAGUGUGAAUCCUCUGCAAUGUACAAGGUUUACUUUAGUCUGUGCUUUCGUAGGUUAUAGAAAACGGACUCGUGGCUCAAGGAAAGCAGCCACUGGGACCCUCCUCGUCCUCCUCCUCCUUCACCACCACCACCACCUCCACCUCCUCCUCCUCCUCCUCCUCCUCCUCCUCCUCCUCCUCCUCCUCCUCCUCCUCCUCCUCCUCCCCUGGCCUGGUGACUGGUAGUGAGGGAGGGAAGGGAGUGACCAUCAACACAACCUCACAACCUCACAAGUGAAUGAGUGCUGAAAUCAGUGUGGAAAAAAAGGAAGGAAGAAAACAAAAUGAACAGAAAGUUUCCCAAAGAGAUGCCUCCCGGAGCAACCACCCACCCACCACUGCGCCCCCACACCCCCACACUUCCAUAACACCCAACCCCAUUCCCACACCCCAUCGCCCCAUCACCAGUGCACCACAGACUGAAACAAAAGGAAAAAGACAGACUAAGUUGGUGAUAAUCCUUCCCAUUCUCUUCCUCUCCACCUGUGCCCCCUCCAUGGCUCACCCCACUUCACGCCCCCAAACUGAAGACAGACGGUGCGUGAUUAGUACUGCCUCAGUGGAAAAUGUGAGUGUGGUGCAAGGAAACAGACAGACAAACAAUGGAAGGAUGGAUGGUGGAAAUGUGAGGCUAAUAAAGGAAGGAAUGAAGGAAGGAAGGAUGGGGGUUGGUAGAGACAAGUCCUGCAAGGGAUGUGCGUGCGUGUGUGUGUGUGUUUUUGUGCGCGCGCAUGUUUGCGUGAAAGGAAUUUGUUAUUUAUUCGUUUUUUUUUUUUUUUUUUUUUUUUUUUUUUUUUUUUUUUUGUAAAAAUUCUUUUUCUUCUGGAAAGCAAGGAAAUAAUGAGGAAAAUGUACUGAUGCAACUAAUUCAUUCUUUUGUUCCAUGUUGUUUGAUUUUUAUUUUGUAUAAAGCAAAGAUGUAGCCGGAGGUACAAUAUUACAGUGUUUUCCUUUGUUCGUUUGUUCGUUUGUUUGUUGUAGCUUUUUCAGCAUCAUCAAUCCUCAAUCAUUUUUAAUUUUAUGAUUUUUUUUUACACAGCAUCACCAUCAUUGUUGUCAAUUUUCUUUCAUUAUUACUUUAUUAUUAUUAUGAUUAUUAUUAUUAUCAUUAUUACUAUUCCUUCUAUCAUUGCUGUGUUGCUCCGCGUCCUCCUCCUCGCCUGACAUCACCAACCCCUGAUCUCACAGCAUCAGCAUCAUCAUCAUCAUCAACAGCAGCAGCAUCAGCAGCAUCAUGAGAGAAACCACCACUCUUGUGAGCAUUGUGCCAUGCCAGCGCCUCAGUUUCACGUACUUUUUUAUCAUCUUUUUUGUCUUGUUUUAUUUAUUAUUUUUACUGAUCUGUGGAGCCAGCCCUUCCCUCCUGCCUCCUCAUGUCCCCUUUAACUCAGUCAUUCUGCCAGCCCUGCCCCUCACACCUCACACCUCACACCUGUCUGCCUACUACCUCACUUCUUGGGCCUUGUAAUGACAUUCACUCACUCAAUUGAAUAAAUUGCUUCAAAUAUUCUCUCUCUCUCUCUCUCUCUCUCUCUCUCUCUCUCUCUCUCUCUCUCUCUCUCUCUCUCUCUCUCUCUCU